Molecule: messenger RNA, 245 nt
Organism: Prorocentrum cordatum
Lineage: Eukaryota; Dinophyceae; Prorocentrales; Prorocentraceae
Source: the annotation of a GenBank genome assembly
AUGUCCCUCGUUCUCUACCCCUCUGAGCAUGGCCGCGCUCCCGGCCCGCCAGCGGCUUUCCAGCGCCGCCGCCCGCCCGCGGGGUCGGGCUUGCGGCCGCCUCGCAAAACUGCUCGGGCCUCGUGCAAUGCGAGGAGUGGGCCGCCAGCAGCAGUUGUGCGAUGGUGGGUGACCAGGCGCGGCGGCACGACUUCGCGCAGAGCGGGCGCAGCCUGCACGACUGCGCGCCCAAGCCAAUUAAAAAG